This is a messenger RNA of Linum tenue, 1800 nucleotides long. NCBI's taxonomy places the organism in Eukaryota, Viridiplantae, Streptophyta, Magnoliopsida, Malpighiales, Linaceae. The record is from the annotation of a GenBank genome assembly.
AUGGAGAAUGCUGACGAAAACGCCGGCGAUGAUUACACACAGGACGGGACUGUGAGCCUCGCCGGCCGGCCGGUCCUGAGGUCGGCCACCGGAGGAUGGAGGGCUUGCUCUUUCAUUGUUGGGUAUGAAGUGUUUGAGAGGAUGGCUUACUACGGCAUAGCGACGAAUCUGGUGGUCUAUUUAUCGAAAGAGCUUCAAGAAGGCACUGUUCAGUCAGCUAACAACGUGACCAAUUGGGCUGGCACGGUCUGGAUUCUGCCCAUCUUGGGUGCUUACGUCGCCGAUGCUCACUUAGGCCGUUUCUGGACCUUCGCCAUCGCCUCUGCCGUCUACUUCUCGGGUAUGAUACUGCUAACCCUCGCGGUUUCGGUGCCAGGCCUCAAGCCACCAACGUGCCCCAAUGGAGCAGCAGAAUGUGACAAGGAAGUCACGCCUCUACAAAAAGGCAUAUUCUACUGUGCACUAUACAUCGUAGCAGUGGGAACAGGAGGGACCAAGCCCAACAUAUCCACCAUGGGAGCAGACCAGUUCGACGAGUUCGAGUCCAAGGAGAGAACUCACAAGCUGUCCUUCUUCAACUGGUGGAUGUUCAGCAUUUUCUUUGGCACCUUGUUCUCCAACACGUUCCUAGUUUACCUUCAGGACCAUGUCGGGUGGAGCUUGGGUUAUGGCGUUCCCACUGCUGGACUCGGGAUUUCCAUCCUCGUGUUCUUCCUAGGAACACCCCUGUACAGACACAAGCUCCCCGUAGGGAGUCCUUUCACUAAAAUGGCGCAAGUGCUUGUUGCUGCUGCCAGGAAAUGGAAUGUUGCUCUACCUCAUGAUCCCAUGGAGCUCCAUGAACUUGGCUUGGAGGAAUACGAGAAGCUUGGGAAGUUCUGCAUUGAUCACACCCAUUCACUGAGAUUUUUGGACAAAGCUGCAGUAAGAACGACCGGAUCAACCUCACCAUGGCACCUAACUCCAGUGACCCAAGUAGAAGAGACAAAACAGAUGAUGAAGAUGCUUCCAAUCCUAGCAACCACAAUCAUCCCAAGCGCCCUCGUGGCCCAAAUUGGGACUCUGUUCAUCAAACAGGGGACAACACUAAACCGGAGCAUGGGGCCUCACUUCGAGAUCCCACCAGCCUGUCUAGCAGCAUUCGUCACCAUCUUCAUGCUCCUCAGCAUCAUAGUCUAUGACCGCGCAUUCAUGCCAUACAUCAAACGUCUUACGGGAAACCCGCGAGGGAUCACACUUCUACAGAGGAUGGGGAUCGGGUUCCUCCUCCAAAUCAUCGUCAUGGUCGCGGCUUGCCUGGCCGAGAGAAAGAGGCUCGAAGUUGCCGCCCAACACAAUCGGUUGGGGAGACUAGACAUAGUCCCGCUCACCAUCUUCAUUUUAUUGCCCCAAUUUGCCCUAAUGGGGGUGGCAGACUGCUUCAUGGAGGUGGCAAAACUGGAGUUCUUCUAUGACCAGGCGCCCCAGGGGAUGAAAUCACUGGGGACUUCUUACUUCACUAGCAGCAUUGGGUUAGGCCAGUUCCUUAGCAGCUUCUUGGUGAGGACUGUGUCUGAAGUGACAGAGAGGAGGAAUGGGAAGGGUAGAGGUUGGAUCUUGAAUAACCUGAAUGUGUCCCACUUGGAUUACUAUUAUGGGUUGUUGGUGGUGCUGGCACUCGUGAACUUCGUGGUGUAUCUGUUAGUGGCUAAGUUGUUUGUGUAUAAUGUUGAGGGUUUGGAUCCCAAAAGGCAAGUUAUGGUGCAACAUCACGAUGGUGGUGAUGAUGAUGAUGGAAUUGUUGGUAUUCCCAAGCAAUAG